AUGUCUUUGGACGUGUCCAAGAUUGGGCGCAAAACCUUCAUUAGCCAAAACGCAUUGGCUGAGGUGCUGCAGGCAGUUAAGGAAUCCGGUGCGUUGCCUCAACACACAUCCAGAUCCACGGUGAAACGACGCAGAGAUGAGGCGGUGAACGUGGACACUCCAUAUGGGCAUUUGCUGCAAGUCUUUGAAGUUGAAAAGGACGACGGCUCCAAGCUGUCAUUGUCAUACGUGAAUCCAGCUGCGCUACUGCACCAUGCUUCCAAAGAAUGUCCUCGAAUGCAAAGCCUCUUCAAAGCUGCAAUGGAACAGUUUCCAAAUGACGUUAGGCACAAAUGGACCCUCAUGUUGUAUAUGGACCAGGUGAGCCCUGGCAACCAAUUGAAAGUGCACAAUAGACGCAAGCUGCAGUGCAUCUAUUUCUCUGUCAAGGAGUUCGGUGGUUUCAACUUGGCGCAAGAACACGCAUGGUGCGUGCUAACCUGUGUGCGAACAGAUGUUGCUAACCAACUGAAGGGAGGCGUGUCCCAAUUGUUCAAGGCAUGCAUCAAGCUGUUCUUUGGUGACGCGUGCAACUUUGAGCAUGGUAUCCAAGUGUGGGUUGGCAACACGAGCCACGUUCUGUGUUUUUCACUUGGUUACAUCGUCGCGGACGAAGCAGCUUUGAAACAAGCCUUUGACUGCAAAGGCGCAUCAGGCAAGAUGCUUUGUAUGAGCUGCCAAACAACAGUGUCCCGAAGGUACGCGCCUCAUCCACUUGGACGCUUCAUUCUGCAUACUGAGCACGAUAGCUCCAAAUUUGUUCUGCACUCCGACAGAAGUGUGUGGCAAAUAGUGGAUCACUUACAUGGGUUGGCUGCAGUCUUGCCAAACGGGCAGUUCAAGGAUGAGGAGAUGCGGCUGGGGUUCAAUUAUUGUCCAUCGGGCGCGCUGCUGGAUGUUCAGCUGAGAGAAACACUUAAGCCAAUCACUCAAAUGUGUUAUGACCCCAUGCAUGUCUACAUGGUGGCUGGGAUAUGGCACAAAGAGGUGAACUUGUUGCUAGACCUCUUGCGUCGGCAUGGCUACAGGCAAGCUCAAUUGCAUCAGUUUUGCGGGUCGUUCAUCUGGCCACACAUUCAUGGUGGCGCCUCAUGUCCGGCGCGGCUAGUGUUCCAAAAGAAGAGAGAUGCUGACUCAGACUUCAAGUGUGGAAGCGCUGAGACAUUUGCCAUCUACCCUGUGAUCCGUGCAUUUGUCCAGCACGUGGUCCAGGAUGCCCCUGAAGAAUUGCAGCUGGGUCUGAACUCCUAUUUGCGUUGUUGUGAUGUACUUGACAAUUUGAAGCAUGCCGUCUCGAGCUCCACACGGCUUCUCUUCUGUAGUGUGGGCACCUGGAGCGGUGAGCGGUCUCUGUGCCUGAAAGUCAAGCG
Molecule: messenger RNA, 1409 nt
Organism: Durusdinium trenchii
Lineage: Eukaryota; Dinophyceae; Suessiales; Symbiodiniaceae
Source: the annotation of a GenBank genome assembly